Cajanus cajan (pigeon pea) is the source of this 2680-nucleotide messenger RNA. The record is from RefSeq and is a predicted model, not a curated record. NCBI's taxonomy places the organism in Eukaryota, Viridiplantae, Streptophyta, Magnoliopsida, Fabales, Fabaceae.
CCGAACCCAUGAAAGGUGCAUCAAAGCACUUACAAUUGUUGCGACCAACAACCUCGCAUUGUUGUUCAUACAGAUACAGUACUACCUCAUCUCUCGUAUCACCACGCUAUGUGUCCACAGAGACAGAGUCACUACUCAACCUCUGUUACCAAAGGGAUCUUCCCAGAGCCAUCCACGUCUUGGAUGCCAUGGAAAGACGCGGCAUCUGGGCCGAUGCCAUCACCUAUUCCGAGCUCAUCAAGUGUUGUUUGGCUCACGGGGCCGUCAGGGAAGGCAAGCGCGUUCACCACCACAUUUUCUCAAAUGGGUAUCACCCAAAAACCUUUCUUACCAACAUUCUCAUCAACAUGUAUGUCAAAUUCAACCUCUUGGAAGAAGCACAGGUGCUGUUCGAUAGAAUGCCCGAACGAAAUGUUGUGUCGUGGACGACUAUGAUAUCUGCUUACUCUAACGCCAGGCUCAGUGACAGGGCCAUGAGGCUUUUGGUUUUCAUGUUUAGGGAUGGUGUCAUGCCUAACAUGUUCACUUUCUCUUCUGUUUUGAGGUCGUGUGAGAGGUUAUCAGUUCUCAAACAGCUGCAUUCUUGGAUAGUGAAAGUGGGGUUGGAGUCUGAUGUCUUUGUUCGCAGUGCUCUUAUUGAUGUUUACUCGAAAUUGGGGGAGUUGUUGGAGGCUCUGAAUGUUUUUCGUGAGAUGGUGACUGGAGAUUCUGUGGUCUGGAACUCCAUUAUUGCUGCUUUUGCUCAGCACAGUGAUGGGGAUGAGGCUUUACACCUCUACAAGAGAAUGCGGAGAGAAGGCUUUCCGGCUGAUCAGUCAACGCUUACGAGUGUUUUGAGAGCAUGUACUAGUUUGUCGUUGUUGGAGUUGGGGAGGCAGGCCCAUGUCCAUGUGCUGAAGUUUGACCAGGAUCUUAUCCUCAACAAUGCCCUUUUAGAUAUGUAUUGUAAGUGUGGUAGUUUGGAGGAUGCAAAGUUCAUUUUCGGUCGGAUGGCAAAAAAGGAUGUGAUCUCUUGGAGCACUAUGAUUGCUGGGUUAGCCCAAAAUGGUUUUAGUAUGGAAGCAAUCAAUUUAUUUGAGUCCAUGAAAGUGCAGGGUCCAAAACCAAACCAUAUUACAGUUCUUGGAGUUCUGUUUGCGUGUAGUCAUGCAGGGCUAGUAAAUGAAGGUUGGAACUAUUUCCGAUCCAUGAAGAACCUAUAUGGGGCAGAUCCUGGAAGAGAACACUAUGGUUGCAUGCUUGAUCUUCUUGGAAGAGCUGGAAAGCUUGAUGACAUGGUUAAGUUAAUUCAUGAAAUGAAUUGUGAGCCAGAUGUUGUCACGUGGAGGACUUUGCUCGAUGCUUGCAGGGCCCGUCAGAAUGUGGAUUUAGCCACGUAUGCUGCUAAGGAGAUUCUAAAGUUGGAUCCUCGGGACACAGGAGCCUAUGUGUUGUUAUCUAAUAUUUAUGCAAUUUCAAAAAGGUGGAAUGAUGUUGCAAAAGUUCGGAGGGCUAUGAAAACAAGGGGCAUAAGGAAAGAACCUGGAUGUAGCUGGAUUGAAGUCAAUAAGCAAAUACAUGCUUUUAUUUUGGGAGAUAAAUCACAUCCUCAAAUAGAUGAGAUCAAUAGACAAUUGAAUCAAUUUAUUUGUAGACUAACUGGCGCUGGUUAUGUUCCUGACACAAAUUUUGUACUGCAAGAUCUUGAAGGGGAACAGAGAGAAGACUCUCUUCGAUACCACAGUGAGAAACUGGCAAUUGUUUUUGGUAUCAUGAACUCUCCGAAGGAGAAAACUAUUAGAAUAUGGAAGAACCUAAAGAUCUGUGGCGAUUGUCAUAUAUUUGCAAAACUUAUAGCAAAGUUAGAGCAGCGGCAUAUUGUAAUUAGAGACCCUAUUCGAUACCAUCAUUUUCGAGAUGGGGUCUGCUCCUGUGGCGACUAUUGGUAGCAAAUGAGAGGCACCAAGACCAAGACAGAAUCUGACUACUUUUGGGCUCAAAGCAGCACACUUAAAUCUACAAUCAGCUGAUAUUUAUAGGAGAAUAAGUUUGCAGCAAUAAAAUUGCUGUUAGUUAAUAUGUCAGACAAGUUGAGUAAGAUUAUUCUUUCUAUCAGCUGAUAUUUACUGGAGAAUAAUGUUUGCAGCAGUAGCAUUGCUGUUAGUUGAUAUGUCAGUCAGUUAAAUAUAAGAGAAGUCAAGUCUCCAGCACUUCAUCCAGUUUUCUAUGUGCCCCAGCCUCAGCUCUUUUUACCCCAGUAACUCUGUAACCUCUCCCAUUUUCUACUUCCCAAUAUUUGGGCAAGAAAGAAAUGGAAAGAUGGUCUUGGAUGCAUAAUGGGAUUUUUGCUAGCAAAUUCACUCCUGCAACACAAGAAAGUUUGUUGUAUAACAUGGGAUCUGAAGAUGACUCAAAUGUGAGAUUCUGAUGAUGCUUUGGGGACGUUGCCUUUUGGAGCUUUUGAUGGUGCCUGAAGCAAAACCUGAUUGCAGCUGGUGCGUUGGUGAAGGGAAACGAGCAGAAAGCGAGGUUGCUGGGUUGAACAUGCUCCUUGAUUGCUGGUUUUAGCAAAAAGCAUUGUCCAAAGGGUUUUGUUGACACAAAAAGACUUCAUGGGCAUAAGUUUGGCAAUGCCUAUAUUUUAAAAGCUAAAAACCUAUUUUAGUCCCUUAUAAUAAUUAUUUAUUUCAAUUUAGUCCCA